This is a messenger RNA of Glycine soja, 587 nucleotides long. Its product is annotated as protein DSS1 HOMOLOG ON CHROMOSOME V-like. The coding region runs from base 173 to 394 and encodes 73 amino acids. The record is from RefSeq and is a predicted model, not a curated record. Gene Ontology annotation, cellular component: proteasome regulatory particle, lid subcomplex; proteasome complex. The transcript has 3 exons. NCBI's taxonomy places the organism in Eukaryota, Viridiplantae, Streptophyta, Magnoliopsida, Fabales, Fabaceae. Gene Ontology annotation, biological process: double-strand break repair via homologous recombination; mRNA export from nucleus; proteasome assembly.
AAUAUAGUUCAAUAUUCCCUAGGCCCAAAAGAACAUAAAUAAACAACUACUGGAGACUGAUCCCUUAAAACAGCGCACUGAGUGCUGAGAACGUUACCUCAUUCAAAAGCAGCAACAGCAGAUUAUUCUUCUUUGUUUCUGUUCUUCUUCAUCAGCCGAUUCAGCUUUGUCCAUGGCCACCGAACCAAAAGCAGCCGCCGAUGACGUCAAGAUCGAUCUCUUCGAAGACGACGACGAGUUCGAAGAGUUCGAAAUCAAUGAAGAGUGGGAUGACAAGGAAGAAGGGAAGGAAGUGACUCAACAGUGGGAGGAUGAUUGGGAUGAUGAUGAUGUUAGUGAUGAUUUUUCUCUCCAGUUGAGAAGGGAGUUGGAGAGCAACACCGAGAAGAACUAAACCACCUGCUAGUUAUUAUUGCUUGAUAUGACAUGCGCUAUGUCUUGGGUUGGGUGUUUGAGCUCUUGGAAGGAGAUGAAAACUAUGCCUUGUUUGGAAAGAAAUGUAAGAACAUAGAGACAUGAUUUUUCUGUACCUUCUUGAAUAUAUAUGCUUUUAAAGUUAUUGAGUGCUUGUAUUGUUCUUAUUUUCA